AUGGCGACCACGGCGCUGGCGGACCACGUGCUGCUGCUGGGCUCGAGCCAGGAGAACGAGCUGCUGGUGGCCGACGCCUCCACCGGCGGCCAAUUGUACUGCUUCAAGAACUGCCGCUCGGCGCUCAAUGGCGUGCACGCGGUGCCCCGCACCGACCACUUGGUGGCUGUGCAGGAGGGCAAGCUGGCGCUCAACCUCUGGAACUGGGGCAAGGACAUGCCCGUGUGGAAGUGCCACGUGGCUGAGAAGAUGGGGCCCGUGACGUCCUCGACCUGCGGCAACUUCCUGUUCGCUGGAGCGGAGUCGGGCAAGGUCUACGUGUGGGACGUCAAGACGGGCGAGCUGGUGACGGUGUUCGACGCCCACUACAAGCGCGUGUCGGCGCUGGCGCUCACGUCGGACGACUCGCACUUGAUCACGGCUGGAGAAGACGCACUGGUGCACGCGUGGAGACUCGUGGACUUGCUGGACGAACCGGACGCUGCGUCGAGCUUCCAGCAGGGCGUGACGCCCGUGGUGAGCUUCACAGACCACGUGCUGCCCGUGACCUCGCUGCACGUGGGUCUCGGCGGCGUCAACGCGCGCAUCUACACGUCGUCGCUGGACCGUACCUGCAAGAUCUGGUCGUUGAGCUCGUCGCAGUGCCUGUACAGUGUGUCGUGCCCGUCUUACGUCAACGCAUGCGUCUCUGACCCCAUGGAGCAGCGGCUCUUCAUGGGAUGCGGCAAUGGCCGGGUCUAUGCUUUGGACCUGAACGCAGCAGCGACUGCGGCUACUGCCGCUACGGCUCGUGUUGCCAACGCAUCGACGGGCCCGACUUCUGGUGCCAAUGUUUCGCCGUGGGGUCCGGAGGCUUUGCUGCCGGGUUCGUUUGAAGGACACGAAACGAGCGUGACCACGUUGCAGAUUCACGCCAGCGGUGCGUUCCUUGUAUCUGGAGACGAGAACGGCGUCGUGCAUGUGUGGGACAGUCUGAGCCGGCAGUCACUGCGCAACAUCAAGCUUUUUAAGGGCAAAGUCACAGCCUUGGUGCUUCUUCCUCGGCCGCGACACCUCUUCCGCCAGGCGAAGACGGCGUUCACCAUGGAGAGUGAGGAUCUCGACGACCUGCUGGCUACGCCGCUGCCCGUCGCCCCGCUCAAGAAAUAUAUGAACGCCACCAACGACAACUAG
Messenger RNA from Phytophthora sojae, 1173 nucleotides. RefSeq lists its product as hypothetical. The record is from RefSeq and is a predicted model, not a curated record. Gene Ontology annotation, molecular function: protein binding. NCBI's taxonomy places the organism in Eukaryota, Oomycota, Peronosporomycetes, Peronosporales, Peronosporaceae. The coding region runs from base 1 to 1173 and encodes 390 amino acids. The transcript has a single exon. Gene Ontology annotation, cellular component: nuclear pre-replicative complex. Gene Ontology annotation, biological process: rRNA processing; DNA-templated DNA replication.